Molecule: messenger RNA, 461 nt
Organism: Pocillopora meandrina
Lineage: Eukaryota; Metazoa; Cnidaria; Anthozoa; Scleractinia; Pocilloporidae
Source: the annotation of a GenBank genome assembly
AUGUUGAUGUAUGUGGUGAUGGAAGACACGAGUGUAGCCCGUUUGCAGUGUGCAACAAUACCAAGGGAUCACAUGAUUGUAUCUGUAAACCCUUGGAAUAGUGGAUACCACGGAAAUGGAAAGAAUUGUAGUAGAGUUAGUAAUAAAUUUAUUUCAUUCCGUUUUUGCAUUACUUUACUCGCCUGAUAACUUUGCUGAAAAACUAUUAAAAAGAAAAGCCAAUGAUUCCUGCCAGAAAAUUAUUUGGUAUGGUGGUUGGUAUACAUAACGUACUCCGUACUCAAUCAGAAAACAUUUACUACACAUCUCGACUGUGGAGAGACAAAAAUGGCUACAACCUUCCAGGGUGCAUGACUGGGUCUGACUCACAAGAGACCAAGUUACCGACCUACAGGAAGACACUCUGUCUCGGUAUGAAGAUAGGAAAAAACGUUAGCCAGCGAAAUCUCUCUACUCUCUGA